AAAACUUUAUUCAAAUUCACACAAAAUUUGAAAUUGUUCUUCGGUUUUACUACUAUAUUUCGAGAUCUCAAAAUCCAGAUGUGGACAGUCGUUAGUAUGGGCAAUACAACAAUAUUUUCAUCAUCUCAGAAACCACCUUGGGCAGGGUUUGAAUCAAUGGCUCACCUGGGCAUGAUUUUCCUUCUCAGGGAACGUUUGUUAGCCUGGAGGUAUUUUCACUUGUAUCAAGUGAGAGAAGGGGCACACUAUUCUUUGUGGAAAUGUAGGGAUGGUGUUAGGCAUCCUGCAACCUCUACAGCAAUAAAUUACCCUGCCCCAAAUCUCAAUAGUUCUGUAUUUAGAAAAAAAAAAAAAAAAACUCUAGAGCCGGGCAAUGUGGUGCACGCCUUUAAUCCCAGCACACGGGAGGCAGAGGCAGGCGGAUUUCUGAGUUUGAGGCCAUUCUGGUCUACAAAGUGAGUUCUAGGACCGCCAGGGUUACACAGAGAAACCCUGUCUAGAAAAACCAAAAAAAAAAAAAAAAAAAAAAAGAAAAGAAAAGAAAAAAGAAACAGAAGAAGAAGAAGAAGAAGAAGAAGAAGAAGAAGAAGAAGAAGAAGAAGAAGAAGAAGAAGCAGAAGCAGCAACUCUAAUAGAAAUCCAGUUUCUCCUUCUAAUAUUCAUAACACAAAUCACUUUCCACCCACGGUGUUUCCCCACACCAACCAAAUGACUACUAACUGCAUUUAGGGGACACCAGCCACUAAUUCAAAUCUAAUGGCAGGCAGGUCCUGCAGCUAGAGGCGUAGUCCCAAGAUUGUGUGGCACCCUGCCCCUCCAGCUCCACAUUAGAUGCAAAUCUGAAGUCCCAGGUUGUUUCAAGUAUACUUAAUGACCAACCAGCUGGCAAUUGAGGUUCAACUGAGAUUCAAUUAAUUGGGUUAAAUUAAUUAUCUAGCUAUCUCAAAGGCGGAGAAGCAAGUUAUAGUCCUUUUAAAACCUAGAGCGUUUCAAAGUGUAGUCUAAUCUUUGUAGCUAAAGAAUAUCAAAGUGAUGGCUCCCCUAACUCAGAAGCGGCUAGAAGAGGACAGACCUUCAAAAGUACAGGGGUAUGAUGGAAGCUCUCUUGGCCUCUCCACCCCUGCCUCCACCAUCAGGCACGCGCGCGCAUGCGCCGCACUUUAAGUCGCCCCUUCGGAGGCGCUCCCCCCCACCCCCCACCCCCAGGUUCGUUUCUAGCCCAGCCUCGAGUGGAAGGUGGAUAGAUGCUCAGGACACUUCUUUAAACCGCGAACUGUGGAACUCUACUCCAAUAGAGGCCGGAGCCCCAAGUCGGAACCACAUUUCCUCGCUGACUUUCUGAGCUAGCACUUCCGCCCAGAGAGGGGCUGGAAUCUCCGAGACCCUUCCGGCGCUUGCGAGGGAUUGAAAAGGCACUUCCGGUGUCUGUUGCCAAGGCGCCGGCCGGCCCGCGGGCCGUGAGGGCGACACUGGUGGCGUCGUCCUCUGCCCCCCAUCCCCGGGGGCGAGAUGUCGGGGCUCAGCCACUUAGAGUCGGAGGGCUGCCGAAACCUACUCGGCCUGCUGGACAACGACGAGAUCAUGGCCCUUUGCGACACCGUCACCAACCGCCUGGUGCAGCCUGUGGACCGCCAAGAUGCUAUUCAUGCAAUAUUAGUGUAUAGCCAAAAUGUAGAAGAACUUCUGAGGCGCAAGAAAGUCCACCGAGAAGUCAUAUUUAAGUAUUUGGCAAAGCAAGGGGUGGUUGUACCUCCAACUGCUGAAAAACACAAUCUUAUUCAGUAUGCAAAAGAUUACUGGGCAAAACAGUCACCAAAACUGAAGGACACAGCAGAGCCAGUUACAAAGACGGAGGACAUCCAGCUCUUUAAGCAGGCAAAGGAAGAUAAAGAAGCUGAAAAGGUUGAUUUUCGUCGCUUAGGAGAAGAAUUCUGUCACUGGUUCUUUGAACUUCUUAAUUCUCAGAAUCCUUUUUUGGGCCCACCUCAAGAUGACUGGGGCCCACAGCACUUCUGGCACGACGCCAAGCUUAGGUUUUAUUAUAACACCUCAGAACAAAACACGACAGACUACCAAGGAGCCGAAAUCGUGAGCCUUCGCUUACUGUCAUUAGUUAAAGAGGAAUUUCUCUUUCUCAGUCCCAACCUUGAUUCUCAAGGACUAAAAUGUGCGUCUUCUCCUCAUGGAUUAGUUAUGGUUGGAGUUGCAGGGACUGUCCACCGAGGAAAUUCUUGUUUGGGCAUAUUUGAGCAAAUUUUUGGACUUAUCCGUAGCCCUUUUGUGGAAAAUACUUGGAAAAUCAAAUUUAUCAACCUGAGAAUCAUUGGAGGAAGUUCCCUUGCUCCUGAAUCAGUACUGAAGCCAUCUGUAACAUUUGAACCAAGUGAUCUGGAGGCCUUUUAUAACGUAAUCACCUUGUGUAAUAGCCCUGAAGUAAGACCUAACGUAAGGCAGAUAAUAGAUAGUGGCACUGGAGACCAGGUUUUACAUAGUGGAGAUGAGGCAUUGUUGAACAAAAGGGAAAUGAAUUUGCUAACCCCUCUAAAGCAUUGAGCACUGUACCUCUGCUUGAAGAAGCUGCAGAAACAACACUGACCAUCUAUCUCUAAGCCACUGCCGAUGUGAGAAUUGACAUAUUUUAGUUGAAAUACCUUUUUGGACUACAGACUAAUGUGAAUACUUGCCUAUUUCUACCUGAGUUACAGCAAAUGUUCUGAGAACUUAUUGCGGUCCACCAAAUAAAUCCCACUUGAGAUAUUGUAGAUGCCUGUGUGCCUUAGAAACUUUAGGUAAUGUUUUCAUUUUAUUUAGUGACUAGCCUACUAAUCCCUGCUUCCAAGUGGCAGGGGUUAAUAUUAUUCAUGUUCUUGGCUUAUUGGAUCUCUUACAAGUGCAUCUCACUAAAGUGUUGUCAAAAGAAAACAGCAUUUUAAAGCAUGUUUAAUAUAAAAAGUCUUAAUUAUAUAAGAUACAAAUAAUGGACUUGUUCAAAAAGUCCAAUAAUUUAGCCUGGGAAGAAAAACUUAGCUGCCCUUUUGAAACUUCUUUUUGAAGUUACCAGUUCUAGUCCAAGCGAAUAUCUCAAAAUCCGCUGCUCUUCUGAAUUAUUUUGGGUAAUAAAUGCUGUUGUCAACACAGACCUUUUUACUGCUUAGACUUCAGCCAACAAGUUACAGAAUGUUUCCUAAAAUACUCCAAAGAUGGAAGGUAUGCUUUGAAAUUUUAAAGGUAUGCACGAUUCCUAACAAAUUUCUGUCUUUUCUCCUGAUUGAUCUUGACAGAGGUUGUCUCUCCACAAAAUAAAAAUAAAUGAUAGAGUUGUAAAAUAAAAACAGAUAAUAACAAAGCCCAUUUAGAACUUAUAACAUAGGUAUGCACAUAUGUAUAUGUAUAUCCUAACAAAGUUUUCCACCUCUGUUACUAGAUUUGAGAUCCACAGUAGGCUUGAUAGGUUAAUUAGACAGCUGCCUUAGUGUUUAAAUUGUUCAUCACCUGGUAGCUAGUUGCUGAUCCUGGAUUUGGUUAGGAAUUUCCAACUUUAUUAUUUGGAAGAAAUUCUGGAAAAUCUGAUGGUGUAUUAUACUUGUUAAAUUUUUGCAUUUAACUCUAGUAACUGGGGAGAUUAGUGAUAGUUAUUGGAAGUAAGAGGUAAAAAUUCACCACCACUCCACCUUUGAUUUUAGUAGUAUGAAGAGCACAAACCAGCAUCUUUUUUUUUUUUUUUUAAAGAUUUAUUUAUUUUAUUUAUGUGAGUACAACUGUAGUUGUCUUCAGGCACACCAGAAGUGGGCAUUGGAUCCCGUUACGGAUGAUUGUGAGCCACCAUGUGGUUGCUGGGAUUUGAACUCAGGACGUUGGGAAGAGCAGUCAAUACUCUUAACCACUGAGCCAUCUCUCCAGUCCUGGCAAAUCAGCAUCUUUUAACAUAAAGGAAUUUUUUUUUUUUUGUCUGUAUAAGAAGAAUAGACUGUUUAGAUUCAGUGCACAGUUCUUUUUUUUUUUUUUUAAGAUCUAUUUAUUAUAAAUAAGUACACCAGAAGAGGGUGUCAGAUCUCAUUACAGGUGGUUAUACUACCAUGUGGCUGCUGGGAUUUGAACUCAGGACCUUCAGAAGAGCAGUCAGUGCUCUUAUCCACUGAGCCAUCUCACCAGCCCAAAGUGCGCUAUUCUUAAGGAGAGCUGUAGGCAAUUUAACAGCAACCAAGCCGAAUCCCUUAUUAUUUUCUGUAUAGUAAGUAUAAUUAGGUAUAAAGGAACAAUAAUUUGCAAAAAUAAUUUUCUUGUUUAUAAGGCAAAACAACCAGAUCACAUUCUUAUCCACUUUCUACCUCUACUUGGGUUUUGGAAAUUCAGUUUGAUUUUAUACUUUAUGUUUUCUUUUGAAAAAAUUUUCCAGACAGUUUCUCUGUGUAGCCCUGGCCAUCUUGGAACUUGAUCUGUAGACCAGGCUAGCCUGUAGGCCAGGCUAGCCUGUAGACCAGGCUAGCCUGUAGGCCAGGCUAGCCUGUAGACCAGGCUAGCCUUGAAUUCAUAGAGAUCUGCUUACCUCUGCCUUCUGAGUGCUGGAAUUAAAGACAUACUCCACCAUACAUCGAUAUACUUUCUUAGGUUUCAAGUAUCAAUAUAAAUGCCCUGAGAAAAGCAUAAGAUUAAAAACAAUCCAUGGGCUAUUUGUGUUACUGCUAUAGAAAGGUUUUUUAAAAAGCUAUCUUUCAUAUUGAAUUUUUGAAUUCUUAAAAAGCCUAGGGGAGGAAUAGAUUUCUACACAGCUUUAAGUCAACUUGAAAAUUUUGAAGUAUUAUUAAUAGAUUGAGAGGAUUGGCUACUUUUUUCAGGUUAAUAUUUCAGGUGGGAUAUUCUUACAAUUGAAGCAAUCUAACAAAGAUAUACAGAGAAAUAAUGAAGAAAAUGUUCAGAGAAAGAAAUCUAGAAUUGAAAUCUGUUCAAGAAGUUUGGAACCAAAAGUAAAGUGCAAGUGUAUAUGUUAGGGAACAGCUGAGGCAAGCUCUGUUUUGCUGUAUUCUACCUAGCUAAUACUUGAAAAAAAUCUAGCAAGUACCACUCUUUGCAUAGAAUAUGGAGUGAUUGGUAUGCUGACUCAUUUUAUAUCAAUUUGACACAAGCUAGAGUCUGAGGAGGAGGGAAUCUAGAUUGAGAAAAAUGUCUCAAAGGUGGAGCUGUAGAGCAUUUUCUUAGGGAUUGAUGGGGAGGGCCCAACCCAUUGUGAAGCCACCCUGGUCUGAUGUUCUUGGUUUCUACAAGAAAGUAGGCUGAGCAAGCAGGUAAGUAACACCCCUCCAUGGCCUCUGCAUCACUUCCUGCCUUCAGGUUCAUGUCCUGUUUGAGUUCCUGUGCCGACUUCCUUCAGUGAUGAACAGUGUUGUGGAAGUGUCCUGAAUAAAUUCUUUUUCAAGUGACUUUGGUUAAGGUGUUGUGUCACAGCAGUAGUAGCCCUCACUAACCCUAAGACAGUUAGGGUUUCAGAUUCAGGGAUCUUCUGGGCUUUGCUGAAAACUAUUUUGCCCAUAGCCUAAUAGCAGGGUAGGUACAUGGUGAAAUACUCCUGUAAGACUCUGGUAAGUCUUAGGUACCUGGAAACCCCAAGUGAGCCACUCGGAGUUGGAAAGUUGGAGAUCGAUGCAAAAGCGAGAGGAGUUUAUUGUUCCAGCAUGCUAGGGCCGUCCUGCACCCAAAGAAAGAGGUGGCGAUGCCAGGGCGGCCCCUUCUUCCAGUUUUUAUACAGUUUCCAGUGGCAGAUUAGAGCAUCAGCAAUGUGAUUGGCAGAACAGUGUGACUUUUAAGCUGAUUGGUCCUUACGGAACGAGGUAGCUAGGGCUUCCCUUAUCUCAUAAUUUCCCUUCUAGGAGAGGAGGGCUUCCUGGUGGAAUUUUCCAAAGGUCUUGAGCUGACCUCUUCACUCCCUUUUGUUAAAAUGACUAAAUAAAACUGUUCAAAUCUUGCA
Mus musculus (house mouse) is the source of this 5962-nucleotide messenger RNA. RefSeq names its product RIKEN cDNA 4930453N24 gene. The coding region runs from base 1510 to 2553 and encodes 347 amino acids. NCBI's taxonomy places the organism in Eukaryota, Metazoa, Chordata, Mammalia, Rodentia, Muridae. Gene Ontology annotation, biological process: positive regulation of apoptotic process. The transcript has 3 exons. Gene Ontology annotation, cellular component: nucleus. The record is from RefSeq and is a predicted model, not a curated record.